UAUCAUCUCACUACAAUUCUUGAUCUUCUUCUCAACUUAUACUUCAAAUGGAUCAUUAUCACACCAAUAACAUAUAUAAUCUAUUUAUUUCUUUUUGUUUUACCACUCUUUUAAUAUUAGCCCCGGUGGUUUUAUGCACUAGACAACACCGGUUUGAUAGCCCGAAAAGAAGCUUGUUGGCCAACGAACAAGAUUUAGUAACAGAUUUACCUGGACAGCCUGAUGUAAGUUUCAGGCAUUAUGCCGGUUAUGUUCCUGUGGAUGAAUCCAACGGAAGAGCUAUGUUUUAUUGGUUCUUUGAGGCCAUGGAUCUCCCUAAAGAGAAACCUCUAGUCCUCUGGCUUAAUGGAGGUCCAGGUUGUUCUUCUGUGGGAUAUGGAGCAACACAAGAAAUUGGUCCUUUUCUCGUGGACACCAACGGAAACGGACUUAACUUUAAUCCAUACGCAUGGAAUAAAGAGGCCAACAUGCUGUUUUUAGAAUCUCCCGUCGGUGUUGGCUUUUCGUAUUCAAACACAAGUAGCGAUUAUCAAAAACUUGGAGAUGACUUUACAGCAAGAGACGCAUACACUUUUCUUUGCAACUGGUUUGAGAAAUUCCCAGAACACAAAGAAAGUACGUUCUAUAUCGCGGGUGAAAGUUAUGCAGGAAAAUACGUACCCGAGUUAGCAGAGGUUGUGUACGAUAACAAUAACAAUAACAAGAAGAAUGGUUCAUCGUUUCACAUCAAUCUUAAGGGUAUUCUGUUGGGGAAUCCUGAAACAUCAGACGCAGAAGAUUGGAGAGGUUGGGUGGAUUAUGCAUGGAGCCAUGCAGUGAUAUCAGAUGAGACGCAUAGGAUCAUAACCAGGACAUGCAAUUUCAGCAGCGAAAAUACUUGGAGCAACGAUGAAUGCAAUGAGGCCGUAGCAGAAGUUCUUAAGCAGUAUCACGAGAUAGAUAUCUAUAGCAUCUAUACUUCAGUUUGCAUAGGAGAUUCUGCCCGAUCGUCUUACUUUGAUUCAGCGCAAUUCAAAACAAAUUCUCGCAGUAGCUCCAAGAGGAUGCCACCGAGGCUCAUGGGUGGAUAUGAUCCGUGCUUAGAUGAUUACGCGAGAGUAUUUUACAACAGAGCAGAUGUUCAGAAGUCUCUUCAUGCCAGUGAUGGAGUUAAUCUCAAGAACUGGAGCAUUUGCAACAUGGAGAUCUUUAAUAAUUGGACUAGUUCAAACCCGUCGGUUUUGCCUAUUUACGAGAAACUCAUCGCCGGAGGAUUAAGAAUAUGGGUUUACAGUGGUGACACAGACGGAAGAGUUCCAGUACUUGCGACUCGGUAUAGCUUAAGCGCACUCGAAUUACCCAUCAAGACAGCUUGGAGGCCAUGGUACCAUGAGAAACAGGUAAGUGGGUGGCUUCAAGAAUACGAAGGUCUAACGUUUGCUACGUUCAGAGGAGCUGGACAUGCGGUGCCUUGCUUCAAACCAAGCAGCUCUCUCGCCUUUUUCUCGGCGUUUCUUAGCGGAGUUCCUCCUCCACCGUCGCGUUAAAGAAUAAAGUCAACGAUCUAAAAGAUGAUUUAGUAAUCUAAUUAUGAGUAUUUUUGAAAGAUUUUGGGUUUUGUUUCGUUAACUUGUCAGACACGAGAUAGGGGUAAGAAAGGAUUGUAACUUGU
Arabidopsis arenosa is the source of this 1651-nucleotide messenger RNA. The record is from the annotation of a GenBank genome assembly. NCBI's taxonomy places the organism in Eukaryota, Viridiplantae, Streptophyta, Magnoliopsida, Brassicales, Brassicaceae.